Messenger RNA from Oncorhynchus kisutch (coho salmon), 1171 nucleotides. Its product is annotated as complement factor D. Bases 155 to 916 code for a protein of 253 amino acids. Gene Ontology annotation, molecular function: serine-type endopeptidase activity. The transcript is spliced from 5 exons. Lineage: Eukaryota; Metazoa; Chordata; Actinopteri; Salmoniformes; Salmonidae. Gene Ontology annotation, biological process: proteolysis. The record is from RefSeq and is a predicted model, not a curated record.
AACCAUGAAGCCACAGCAACACAUUGGCAAACACUGGGGGGAUGAACAAAGACCCAGUACUGUCUAUAACCACAUCUAGAAAAAGUAGCACCCUCCCGCCCACCCUACAUAUUUAUACCCACGAGGUGCAUCAUGCUAUUUGCCCAUUUGCACUAUGGCAAUCUGCUCAGUGGUUCUUCACGUACUUAUUCUGCUCAUCGCCUUGAAUGGCACUGAUGGGCGCAAGGUGCCGAAAGUGGGUAUUGUUGGUGGCAGAGAGGCUGCUCGCAACUCUCGUCCCUACAUGGCUUCCCUUCAGUCUCGUGGUCAACACAUCUGUGGAGGAGUUCUGGUGAGAGAGGAUUUUGUCCUCACCGCUGCUCACUGUGACGGGCGAUACAAGGUGGUUCUUGGGGCUCAUGACUUGUCAGAGGAUGAAAAUUCACAACAAGUAUUGGAUGUGGUUCGAUCCAUUCCACAUCCGAGGUAUGGGGACAACCUGGAGAAUGACAUCAUGCUUCUCAAGUUGAGAGGGAGGGCCACCCUCAACACAGCAGUACAGUUGAUCCCUCUGAUGAAUGGCUCUAUGGCUGAGGGAAGCAUGUGCACCACGGCCGGCUGGGGGGAUAUAGGCGAUAAUGGCACCCUACCAGACAAGUUGCAGGAGGUCAACGCCACCAUCGUCCCUCCCAGAGAAUGUGCCCGCAGGUGGGCAGCCGUCGAAAUCUCCAGCCGCAUGGUGUGCGCAACAGGCCCCAGAGCUUUCCAAGGCUUCUGCUCGGGUGAUUCAGGAGGUCCAUUGGUGUGUAACGGGAUGUCAGCGGGCAUUGUUUCUUUCUCAGGGCAGAGGUGUGCCAACCCCAGUACCCCUGAUGUGUACACACGAGUGGCUUCCUACCGCCGAUGGAUUCAGACAGUGUUAGCUAGAAACCCUUAAAGGGAAAAAAAAUGUAUUAGUCCACUGUUGAUACAGUCACAAAAUGUUUUAUCAAGCAAUCAAGUUUUCAAGAUAUUGGACUCGCAAGAAGCAAAGUGUCACCAGCCCCAAUAUUUGGUGGAUUUUGCCUUUAAGGUUUUGUGUGUGUUUACACAAUCUCACAAUAUAAUUGAUCUCAUUUAGACCAGGUUUGCACAAGGUGUUUAAUGAUCAAUAGUUCCCUUGUUGCUGUUCUUAUUAAAAUUGGUUAACUAA